AUCUAUAAAUCUCACCUUCUUGGAUCAGAAAUCCACAUCAUCCUCAUUGUAAUCACCCAAAACCUGCUGCUCUCUCUCCCUCACUUUCCCACACACAAACUCUCAGAAACAGAGAAACCAACAAAAAAAUGUCAACACUGAAUCAUCUCUUUGAUCUCCCUGAGCAGAUUUGCUAUGUGGAAUGUGGUUUCUGCACUACCAUUUUACUGGUAAGUGUCCCAUGCAGCAGCUUGUCCAUGGUGGUGACAGUGAGAUGUGGGCACUGCUCAAGCCUUCUGUCGGUCAAUAUGAUGAAAGCCUCGUUUGUCCCACUCCAGCUCCUAGCUUCCCUUGGUCAUGACCAUGAUGAUGAGCCAAAAGAAGGAGCAGUUUGCGAAGAAGUGGCUGCCCCAAGGAAGACCGCCGCACACAGGCGAAGCCCAUCAUUGAUGACCUCUUCUGACAAUGAAGAAGAAGACAUAGUUCGAGUGAAUCCCACAGUCAACAAGCCUCCGGAGAAGAGGCAAAGAGCUCCAUCAGCUUACAACCGCUUCAUCAAAGAAGAGAUCAGGAGACUAAAAGCUCAAAAUCCCAACAUUCCACACAAAGAAGCCUUCAGCACUGCAGCAAAAAAUUGGGCCCACUUUCCUCCCAUGGACACCAAAGGAGACGGAGAGAGCUGUGGCCUGGAUGAAGGAGAGGCGUUAUGGAACUCUGAUGCUACCCAGACAACAACCUUUUCUCAAAUUGUCUGAUUCAACCAUCCAUUCUGAAAUAUCUCAGGGGCUCAAAUGUGAGUUCCCAUAUGGUAGAAUGGGAACAAGAUACUUGCAUUAAUUACACUGCGUUUAGUAAAUAUUGUGGAUGUGUAUACGAACUUGUUACUUGUAUACAUGCAUGAAUGCACUCUUGCAUGUGGCCUCUGCAGCCUUUCCAUGCUUAUCCUGCUUCCAUGCUGCAUCCAUAGGUACUUCAUGUUUCUCGUUUCGAUGGAAAAAAUAAGUAAGCAAUGCAGUAGUAUAAACGGUUCAUUACUCAAAGGCUCCCCAAUAUUGCUAAGGAGAUAUUGGCCUCGACUAACGGUAGUGAGAGCACAUAAAUAAGCCUCGAUCGAGCUGAUCAGUACAUGAAGAGAAGAGAAGUGAGACUUUAUAGACUGAUUGGUGAUCCAGAAGUUUUAGAUUAGGCUAUUAGAUGAGUUAACAUGAUUACCUACUUUUUCACUCCCAUCAAAUUUCUUGAGAUUGAAGGCUAGUCACUUUCUAGCAGUUCAACUACUACAUGUCGAAAAUUUAUUAGUUAACCUUUUGGGGGCACUUCAACAUACUGUUAAGACUUCUUUAGCUCCACUGUGUUUGCGGUAACUUUUGCCACAGAAAUGGGAGCAUGACUUUCUGUUGUGACAAAUUUUCAGGUUCACAUACAAGGCAAUGCUUUCCGUGAAAGAAAAGCCGCAAGGAGUUCCAUAUGGGCCAAGACACCGUUUGAGAGAAGACGCCCUUGAUAUAGAUUUCUACUAGUCUGCUUCUCCUUUAACUCCUAAUUUAUGGUUAGGCCAUCGCUAGGUUUUAAACCAUUUGCCCUUCUUUUUUUUAUUUGCCGGGGAAUGAGGUCAGAGCACUCACUGACUGACUUAAAACAACAACUUGAGUAAUUUUUAGACAGAUUCGUAGUUUACUACUACUUCUGCAUGGGUUUUUA
Molecule: messenger RNA, 1680 nt
Organism: Theobroma cacao (cacao)
Lineage: Eukaryota; Viridiplantae; Streptophyta; Magnoliopsida; Malvales; Malvaceae
Source: RefSeq, a predicted model, not a curated record